Molecule: messenger RNA, 2556 nt
Organism: Leptosia nina
Lineage: Eukaryota; Metazoa; Arthropoda; Insecta; Lepidoptera; Pieridae
Source: the annotation of a GenBank genome assembly
AUGAGUGAAACUAUUAAAAGUGAAGCGCUUGCAGACUCUGAGAAGCCGGUACAGGCUCUAGAAAAUGUGCAAUUCCCGCCUUUCCCCGAACCAACCGAUGAUGAUUUUGAGGAGGAUAUAUCUCAAGAGGAAAGAGCAUUUUACUUGGCAAAAUUUAAAGAUCUUAACACUGUUACUCAAAUAAAAAUUCACUGCACAUCAUGUGAUCGUCACUUAGGACUGUGUCCAAAAAAUGAAAGCCGUAUGAAGACACAUCCUAUGUUACGCACAUUAGUGUGCAAUAGUUGUCAUUCAUUCUAUAAUAGUGGAGAAUUUGAAAAGGGUGAAGAUGGUUCAGAGUUAUACUGCCGCUGGUGUGGACAAGGCGGUCAAGUAUACUGCUGCUCUGAUUGUGAACAUGUGUUUUGUGCUAAAUGUAUAAAAAGAAAUUUAGGCCUUGCAAAAAUAAAGGAAAUUGAGGAACUUGAAGAUUGGAAAUGUUUCAAUUGUAAUUAUAUGUGUUUGAGAGACCUGCGCGCCAUUUGUUGGGCAGCUUUGCGUUAUUGUGAUUUAAAGAAUAGGAUUGCUCAUAAAACAGAAGAUGGCAAGCUCAAAGAAGCCUAUUUGCAAGAUUGUGCUGAGGACCAUUCUGAUUGUUGCAAGUCAAGGUCUAAAAGAAAGGAAAAACUGGAUGCCAAAAAACGAGACAUUGAUGCUAAAAAGUCUGUUGCAUCUGCUGUAUCCAAACUUCCGCCUACAAUACAGGUCAAGAAAUUUGCUUCAAUAAAUAUGAAUGACACAGCAGUAAAGCAAGAAGGUAAAAAGGCUCAAAAGAGAUCAGCCAGUCCUAAGACUAAACAAAAUAUUAUUCUGAAAAAUCCAAUAAGCGUUGCCUCCAAAAUGGGAAACACUUUUAAUGUUACACCUAUCAAAAAAUUUAGACUGCCUACCUCUAAUUUGAUAAACCCUAUAAGAAUAAUGGAUAUGAAUGGAAGAAAGGGUGUUGCUCAAAAUACUUUUAUAAAGAUUCGGCCGAAAAACCAAUACCAAUCUAUCUACAAUGGAAUGGCCUCAAGUAGUCCAUUCAAUAAUGUCUAUAGCAAUGAUAAUAUUAAUCUUUCAAUUGAUAGUCUAACACAGGGUUUGGAUGUAUCAGCAAUGUCAAGCAUGGUGCAUAGCCCACAAAGUGAACUAGUUUGUACUCCAGACUUUCCCAUGGAGCCAUUGUGCGAGGUAUUGGAGGACAACACAGAUGAUGACGUACAGUGCAUUACUCCAGCACCAGCUAACGUAUCGAAAGGGCCAUCUCUCAGUCGUCAAGUGAACUUGGCCGACGUUCCUUCAGACAAUAUCAUACAAAUGACCGAAAAUGAUGUCACAGUCAACACUGUUACGGGAGGACUUAAGUUCCGAGUUGAUCCACAAACAUUGUCCUCUCAAAAAAUGUAUCGGCUUCCUGACGGUAGAAUCUUUGCUAUAAACGCAAAUCCCAAUAUGCCUGGUGGGUAUUCUGCCACUAUAGUCGCCGUUACAGAAACGAAACAACCUAAACCCGGUCCUUCAAAAACGAACGCGUCAACAAUGUCCUCGACAUCAUCAAGGCGAAUAAGUGGUAAUAAACCUAGUAAUAAUAAUCGCAAAAAUAUCUUAAAACAAAGAGUUUCAAAAAAUGUAGUCCGUAGUAAGAACCGCUCUAUAAAAGAGGCCGAUCUGAAUGUGCCUGUAGAAUGGUAUAGAUAUAAUUUAAUGGACGCCAUCGAUGCUUUAGAAUAUUCGCUGUCGCGGCUACAUAAAUUGAAGAGGGAGGCAACGACUUCCUUCUUGAGAACUAGAUCUGUUCCGGAGAUGCGUAAUUUACAUAAAACCUUAGAAAACUUAUUAAAUACGUCGUCAAAUCGCUUUAGAGAAAUUCGAGAAACAAUUAAUAAGGAAUUAAAAGAAUAUAUUGAGAAAAAAACCGCAAUAACAAAUAGCGAUGAUGAUGACGAUGUAGAAAUACUUCCGGACGUAGAAGAUGGACCCAUAUGUAUUGAUGAGAACUCAUUGGACUCAUUUUGUAACGAUAGUCAAGAAGUUGACUUGACAGAAGGUGGAAGUGAACCCAACGACAGUGGAGAUAAAGGUAAAGAUGAAAAUAUAUUUAUGGACACAAGUGAGCUACGAGAUACUUCAGACGAAUUGGAAAAUGAAAAGGAUGAUACUGUUAGUGUGCUUAAAGAUAAUGUAAAGAGUAAAGACACAGGCGAAGCAUUGAAAAGAGUGGAUAUCACAUGCGAUGAAAAAAUUGAAAAUACUGAAAAUGGCACCUCAGAUUUAAAAAGUAAUGAAGUCAGUGAAAAAGAAAGUGAGUCACAAGACAUGGUUGUUGAUAAAGAAGAUUCAAGAGGAAUAAAUGAUACGCUAGAUAAAAGAACAGAAUCCAAACAACAGGACACGCAACCCAUAACAAAUGGCGAAAGCCAAGACUCAAACAAAAGUUCAAAAAUUAUGGAUAAAUUACCCGAAAGCCACGACGAAGAAAACAAUGAGACGACGGACACUAUGAAUAUUUCCGAUGAUGUCAAAGAAAACCCCUAA